This is a messenger RNA of Alligator mississippiensis (American alligator), 7985 nucleotides long. RefSeq names its product natural killer cell receptor 2B4. Gene Ontology annotation, cellular component: external side of plasma membrane. The record is from RefSeq and is a predicted model, not a curated record. NCBI's taxonomy places the organism in Eukaryota, Metazoa, Chordata, Crocodylia, Alligatoridae. Gene Ontology annotation, molecular function: MHC class I protein binding. Bases 5121 to 6146 code for a protein of 341 amino acids. The transcript is spliced from 5 exons. Gene Ontology annotation, biological process: natural killer cell activation involved in immune response.
CCCAUUCCAGGGAUCCGAUCCGGAGAUCCAGACCAGGUUUCUGCUUCGAUCUGGCCGAUGCAGCUCUGAAGCUUCAGAGCCGCCUUGGAGAUCCGGCCAUAGGCACUAGGUUGUAAAGAAAUGGAAGUGGCUGUGGUUACAGAGGAAAGCGUGUGGUUAGUGCCAGAAAAUCAACCGUCAGUUUGGGACGAAAUCACCUGGAGAAUGAGACUCAGCUCUGGAGUGCAGUAUUGGAUUGUGGAACUUGCUAAUAGGGACAGUCGUGUGGAGCUCAACACAGCCUCCCCGCUAGGUAGGAGAGUCACCUUCCACCCCAAGAAUUUCUCACUGCAGAUUGAGCUGGUUAACAAGUCGGACAGUGGUAACUAUUUCAUGGAUAUGACAUCUCCAUUCGGCACUACCCAUACCACCUGCUUCCGUGUGUCUGUGUUUGACCGAGUCCGGCAGCCCAAACUCACAGCGCUCUCUGCUCACGCAGAGCUCAGACGGUGCAACGUGACCCUGUCCUGCCAGGUGCAGGAUACUGACAGAGUCGCUUACAGUUGGUCACGAGGUGCAUCCUGGAGCCCAGCCACAGGGGACCAGCAGCUCCCCGGGCAUCAAUCCCAGCUGCAGCUGGAGAUCACUGAGGGCAGCAAAGACACCUUCUAUCACUGCAACGCCAGCAAUGCAGCCAGCUGGGGCAUGGCCACCAUCCAUGUCAAAACAGUGUGCCGCUUCCCAGCCACAGCCUCGUCGCUGUCCUACUGCCAGACCAAGGGGCUCAUCCUGCUGCUGGUGCUGGGGCUGCUGAUCACUGGGACUGUGGCGGUGCAUGUUGUGGCUGGCAAGCAGCCAAAAAGGGACUGAACGGGGCCCAGCAAACUGCCCCUGCACCCACUGGGAGGGAGGGAUUGAGGGAGGCAUUUGCCUGCAGCUUCCAAGGGGUUCCUGUCCCAUCUGCAUCCCAGAGAAGCAGCCGAUGGGUCUGUAGGGGGCAAGUCCCAGUGCCUGAGCCCGGUCCCUGAUGCAGUGCAUGAGCAAUACAGCCCAUGGAGAAAGCUUUGCAGGCCAGGUCCCUCAAGGUUGCUCUCAUGCCAUGGGUGCUGGCUGUAAAUGUUUGGACAGUGUCUCUUGCAGAAAAAUGCAAGACAGUGGCUGGGGCAAGACGGUUGUAGUGACAAGACUGCCACAAGAAAAAAAAAGUCUCCACCAUGGCCACGACCCAUUAAGGCCUACAGACAGUGGAGCUUCAGGCAUUCAGUGCCAGACCCCAGCCAUAAAAUAAUAAGACUGAUGCUUCCUUUAAAAGGAACAUUGUUGGCAGAGACCUGACACACUCAUCACAUGUCUAUAUCCAAGAUAAAAGAGUAGGUAAAAAUCUCUUGCAGCUAAGAUAACACAAGGACUAAUAGCUCAUUUCAUAGAGGGAAAGAAUCUUUUUCUAUCAUUAAAUUUAUAGCUUGUUGGUAUUUGUUAUAGCUUUAUAAGUGCAACAAGGAGCUGAGGGUGCUGGGUCUCUUAAAACUUUCUUGGCAAGAAAGUGGAGUAGACUUUGCCAGGCAAGUCUGUCAGGGUUGGUAUCAUGUCACGGGUGCAAGGGAAAUGUUCACCUUCACGUCACGAUGUAGCUGCAGGCGCUGAGCAUCUACGUCCAUCCUGCAGCUCCCCACACCUCCACCCAUGUUUCCGAGCCAUUAUUUUCUGAUAAAGGGAUGACCGAGCCAGCAUGAGACAGGGGAGAGAUUAAAGAGUGUUGGCUGGACUGCUGGCACAGGCAGGGUAGCAACGGUGGUACCAGGAGACCCCCUGAGUGUCAUUGUGACAAACAGUCGGUAUGAAGGCCUCCCGCAGCUCCCCGAUGGCCUCCCACUGCAAAUCACUGACCUGAGGCUGGAGGACGCAAGGUCCUCCAUAGCUCAAAUCAAUAUGGAUAGAAGCCAGUUCACCAGGCUCUUCACACUGCACAUCUAUGGUGAGUGCUAUUUUUUUAACUGUCUCAAAGUUAACUCAUUAAUGUAGGAGUUAAACAGUCUCUGCCCACCAAGCCACCAUGGCAGUCUCUCCCCUACGGUUGAAAUGCAACCGGCUAAUUAAUCAAAAGGUCUGGAAGGGCACAGGAAUGGGGUUGGAUACCCUGGUAGGGAUGUGCGCUACACGUGACCUGGGAGGGAGGGCCUGCGGGAGAUGUUUGCCUGCAGUUUCCAAGGGGUUCAUGUCCCAGCUGCAGCACGGAGAAGAAGCAGCCGGUGUGUCUGCAGGGGUCACAGCCCAUCUUCCUGGCCCCGUAUCAGCACAGAGGCUUCAAAGGCUGGAGCAGGAGGUGGCGCAGGGAGCUGGGCUCCUCUUUGCACCACCUUGGGCAGGUGCCUGAUGCAAGGAGCUUGUGUCCUUCCCACUGCUGGGGUUCCCCCUGCAGAGCUUGUGGCAUUGCUCCUCUCCCACGCAAGGAGCCCUGCGGGGCAGCUGUGGCCUAUGAAUAAACCAUCUCACUCUGCACGUCUGUGUCUCUGAACCCUGCCAUGGUCAACCCUCCUUCCAGCCCCAGGGCCCCAUCUGGCUGUACCCUGGCCCUCAGUGUCCGCUUAGCCAUCCACACUGCCCAUGUCAAACUCCCUUCGUGCCAGGCUUUCCGAUGCCAGAUGACCCCCCAGUUCCCUUUUCAAGCAGCCUCAGUGGUGGCAUUGGGGGCUGGGGUGCAUGUUAUCUGCUGUUUCAGUGACUGGUGCUGUGUGCCCAGCAGAUCUGAGUGGGGAUACCAAAUCCUGCAUCCUGAGAGCUGCCACCCCUUGCUUCCCUUCCUAGGUCUGUGCAGAAGGUCCUGCCCCAAGGGGACCUGUCCAGAAAUGGUCCAGGCCAGGGAGGAAACAGCAGCCUUGGAGGGCUGGGGCUGGGGGGGAGCUGCGGGCUGCAGUGGAGAGGCACCUGCAGAGCUGGCGACCAGGCCAGGCUCUUGGAGCUGAGAGAAGUCCCGGUGCUUGGUGCUAGACAUGGCCCAUUUGGCUCCAGAGUGAUCCCUGGCACAGGGAAGGUGCAGGGUGGCUGCUGGGAGGUCCUGCCCCUGGUGCUGCUGCCUUCAGCCUGGGCUCAGGGUGGGCCUUUGGCUGGGAUGCUCCCUGCACCUGGGCUGGACAAAGGUGAAGGAAGGUGAGGAGGAGCCUGGUGCUGCCUGGGCAAGGGUAGGGCCUGCAGGAAGGGUGCGAGCAGCCCCGAGCUCUUGGGCAGUGCAAGCCCUGCAGCAGGGGUAGGGAGAGGAAGAAACUGGGGGAAACAGAGGUAAGAGUUCAGUGGGGCAAGGCGAGGCUGGCAGCUUGGGGGAGCCAGGUGGGGAGUAAAGGCCAGGACAGGAGGCACAAGAGCCCCAGAGCUGCUCCUCCCUGGCUGCGAGAUAGGGGCCUUGGACCCUUUGGUCCUGGCACCAUGCUAGAAGCAGGCAUGAGUGCCCAGAGUUGGGGGUGCUGUGCCACGCCCCCAUAGACAAGGCAGGGGCAGGGCCCUCUCAGCAGCCAGUGUCUGGGGCUCUGUGGGCAAAGGGGCCAGGGGCUGGGCAGGACAAUGCCCGUGUAUGUGGUAGGGUCCAGCUCCAUCACCCUGAAUCUGUGUUGUUCCCUUUCAAGGUGCAGGACUGCCUGGAGCAGGUGCAGAUGCAGCCUCCAUGGAGCUGGUCGGGACCCUGGGGGAGACGGUCACCUUUGUCUUUGUGAUCCCAGCAGGGGAGAGAUUAGACAUUGCUGGCUGGACUGUUGGCACAGGCAGUCUAACAAGCAUGGCACCAGGAGACACCCCCCCCCCCCCCCGAGUGUCCUUGUGUCAGAGAAUUGCUAUAGGGGCCGCCUGCGUGUCCCCAGCGACGGCCUCUCACUGCAAAUCACCGACCUGAGGCUGGAGGACGCGGGGUCCUACACAGCUCAAGUCAUCACAGACAAGAGGGAAUUCACCAGGUUUUUCACACUGCGCCUCUAUGUUGAAUGCAGGUUGUUUUUAACUCUGCAGCAAAAAUAACUUGACAAUUAGGUUAACUUAACAGGAGUUAAACAGUCUCUGCCCAUUGAGCCUCCAAGACAAUCUCUCCCCUCACAUUGCAACAGCCUAAUUAGAAAAAAUUUCCUGGAAGCUCACAGCAACAAUGAUGGAUACACUGGUAGGGAUGUGCAUCCCACUGUGUGGAAGAGGCAGGAUUAGCACUGCUGUUUCUGUGCCCCGGUCCAGGGGAGCAGUCUCUGCUUUCACCACACAGCCGGAGUGAAGACGUGUUGAGCAGCGCCCUUGUCACUCUGCUGUUAGAGCUCAUGAGUGUGGAUAUUUGUGAGCAAGGAGCCUGCAUAGAAAUAUCAGACUUUUAGGUACACUUGACAGGAGUUAAACAGUCUCUGCCCACCGAGCCUCAAAGACAAUCUCUCCCCUCCCACUGAAAUGCAACAGCCUAAUCAGUAAAUGUCCUGGAAGCGCACAGGAACGGUGAUGGAUACACUGGCAGGGAUGUGAAUCCCACUCUGUGGAUCAGGCAGGAUUAGCACAGCUGUUUCUGUGCCCGGUCCAGGGGAGCAGUCUCUGCUUUCACCACACACCAGCAAACUUGGGGGCACUUUGCAGAUCCAGGAUCUGAGUGUUGCAGCUGCAGCCGGAGUGAAGACAUGUUUUGUGCAGUGCCCUUGUCACCUCUGCUCUAAGAGCUCAAGUGUGUCUAUAUUUGUGAGCAAGGAGCCUGCAUAGAAAUAUCAGUCAGCAGGCACAUCUCACAUGGACACAUCCCUGCGGGGGUCUUCCACCCCCAGGAGCCUCCUGCAUGGACCCAGCAUCGCCCAAGAGUGUCUGCCCCAGCCCAUGAUUGACUGCGAUGCCCAGAGCUGUGUCAAUGGGCUCUGUAACACCACCCUGAGCUGCACCAUCCCCAACAGAGGCAGCAAUGUGACCUACAACUGGAGUGCCGCAGACCCCCAGGCCCCCAGUACGACCACUCAAGGAUCCAGCGUGAUCAUCUCUCACCCAGAUCUUCCAGUAAACGUCAAGUGCACCGUGCACAACCCCAUCAGCAGCAGCUCCACGAUGACUGCCUGUGUCAGUGCCUUCUGCACAGGUAACAUGUCUUAUGGGGAAGCUCUGCGCAGCCUUCACCUGGGGAGAACAAGCAUCAGACCUGCAUGUUUGCUGCUAGGAAGCAUCUGACUCUAAAUGCUGCCCCUUCCCCACCCCAAAUCUCUGCCCUACAAAUCUCCCCUGACCCUGCUACAGAGGGAGUCACACACACCAUCUCUGUGCAGGGACGGCCCAGCCCUGACCUCCUGGUGGGGCUCUUCCUCCCCCUGGAAGCACCCCAAGGGCUGUCUCCAACCCCACUGCUCUGCAGGGCAAACACCAUGGGGCAGCACCAGCCACUUCCCCCAGCUCUGAGCCGCUGCCUUGCUCUAGUUCCAGCACAACCACCCUCCCACUCCUCAUCGCUGUCCUGCUGCCAGGCCAAGGGGCUCGUCCUGCUGCUGGUGCUGGAGGCGCUGAUCAUUGGGACCAUUGUGGCUGAUAAGCAGCCAAAACAGGACUGGACAAGGCACAGGGUCUCCACUGGCAGGUCUGGUGCCCAAGGUCUCCCCACACUAUUUCCCCUUUCCUGUGAGCCCAGCCCAGUCCAGCCCAGCCCAGCCCAGCCCAACCCCAGCAGAGGGGAGCUCCUGGCCAGCCUUGCCACCUGCCCCUGCACUUCUGUCCCUCCUCGAACAACUGCCCUGCGGAUGUGCCCGCCCAGGUGCCCAGCCUGGCCCCUGCUUCUGCUCUUCCAUUCAGGCAGGCAGUGCUCUACUGCUGGGCCAAGAGACUCAUCCUGCUGCUACCAGCCCUGGCGCCCAGGGGGAGGCUUUACACAGGCUCGGACCCAGGAGCAGAGACCCUGCAGGGUGCUGUGUUCGGACCCAGAGGCCUUCAGGGCUGGUUUGACUUUUGUGCUUAGCUCAACUUGCAUGCUAAGCUUGAAUUGUGGUCAAGACAAGCAUCUGGCGAAAGGAGCAAAUGGAAAAAUACUGUCCUUGCCUUCAAACUUAACAGGAAGUUGGCUGACUAUAUUGAAUAAAUAUAGCCUGAGCAAAAGAGGAACAGUGAGAGCAAACAUACCCCCACCUAAGAAGGAAAAGAUGAGCAAGGAAGAGAGACUCCCAGUUAAAGUUAACCACAUUUGACAAACAGAAGCCGUUGCUAUCAAGAGCAGUGCCUCACGGAUCAGUCCCGGGCUGGUUUUGUUGAGUGUCUUCAUCAUCGACCUGGAGGAUGGGAUGCAGUGCACCCUCAGCAAGUUCGCAGAUGACAUCAAGCUGCAGGGAGUAGCAGCUACCCUGGAGGGUAGGGCUAGGAUUCAGAGUGACCUAGACAAAUUGGAGGACUGGGCCAAAAGGAGUCCCAUGAGGUUCAACAAGGACAAGUGCAAAGUCCUGCACUUAGGACGGAGCAAUCCCAUGUGGCGGUACAGACCAGGGCCGACUGGCUGGGCAGCAGCUCCAGAGAAAAGGACCUGGGGAAAAGGAGAUGAAUAUGAUCCAGCAGUGUGCUGUUGGUGCCAAAAAGGCUAAUGCCGUACUGGGCUGCAUUGGUAGGAGCAUUGCCAGCAGAUAGAAGAAAGUGAUUCUUCCCCUUUAUUCAGCACUGGGGAGCCCACAUCGGGAGUCCUGUGUCCAGUUUUGGCCCUCACUACAGAAAGGAGGUGGACACAUUCGAGAAAGUCCAGUGGAGGGCAAUGAAAACGGUUCAUAGGCGGGGGCACAUGGCUUGUGUGGAGAAGCUGAGCGCACUGGGCUUACUUAGUCUGCAGAGGAGAAGACUGAGGGGGGAUUUAAUAGCAGCCUGUAACUCCUUGCAGGGUGGUUGCAAAGAGGAUGGACCUGCACUGAUCUCAGUGGUGGCAGAUGACAGAACAAGGAGCAAUGGGCUCCAGUUGCAGCAACACAGGUUGAGGUUAAAUAUUAGGAAAAGCUUUCUCACCAGGAGGGUGGUGAAGCACUGGGAUAGUUUUCCCAGACAGGCUGUGAAAUCUCCAUCCUUGGAGGUGUUUAAGACCCAGCUAGACAAAGCCUUGGAUGGGAUGAUGCAGCUGGGGCUGAUCUUGCUUUGAGCAGGGGGUGGGACUAGAUGUGACGUUCUGAGGUCAUGUGAACGUCGAGUGGGUAAGGUAACUAGUAGGGUGAAAGUGCUAGACUUUAGGAAAGCUGAUCUCAAUGAACUCAGGCGAUUAGUCAAGGACGCACUGCAGAGUAAGAGUUUUGAAGUGAUGGGAGCCCAAGAAGGGUGGCUGUGCCUUAAGGAAACGAUCCUUCGGGCACAAAGCGAGACGAUCCCCAUGCGAGGCAAAAGAGGGAAAGGAGCCAGGAGGCUUCCCUGGCUGACCAGAGAAAUCCAGGGCAGCCUAAGGGCCAAAAGGGGAGCACAAAAAAAGUGGAAACAGGGAGAGAUCACCAAAGACGAAUAUACCUCCUCUGCUCGUGCUUGUCGGGAGGCAGUUAGACAGGCAAAAGCUACCAUGGAGCUGAGGAUGGCAUCCCAAGUAAAAGACAACAAGAAAUUGUUUUUUAGAUAUAUUGGGAGUAAAAGGAAGGCCCAGGGAGGAAUAGGACCCCUGCUAAAUGGGCAGAAGCAAUUGGUGACGGAGAGGGGGGACAAGGCCAAACUCCUCAACGAAUUCUUUGCCUCAGUGUUCCUAAGCGAGGGGCACGACGAGUCUCUCACUGGGGGUGUAGAGAGGCAGCAGCAAGGCGCCAGACUGCCAUGCGUAGACCCUGAGAUGGUGCAGAGUCACUUGGAAGAACUGAAUGCCUUUAAGUCGGCAGGCCCGGAUAAGCUCCAUCCGAGGGUGCUGAAGGCACUGACCGACAUCAUUGCAGAGCCACUGGCGGGAAAAUUUGAACGCUCGUGGCGCACGGGCCAAGUCCCGGAGGACUGGAAAAGGGCCAACGUGGUCCCCAUUUUCAAAAAGGUGAGGAAGGAGGACCUGAUGAACUUAUAGGCAGCCACAAGGUCGCCUCUCAACC